This is a messenger RNA of Xenopus tropicalis (tropical clawed frog), 3523 nucleotides long. RefSeq names its product PBX/knotted 1 homeobox 2 (gene pknox2). The transcript has 13 exons. Gene Ontology annotation, cellular component: nucleus. Gene Ontology annotation, molecular function: DNA binding. Gene Ontology annotation, biological process: regulation of DNA-templated transcription; positive regulation of transcription by RNA polymerase II; animal organ development. Lineage: Eukaryota; Metazoa; Chordata; Amphibia; Anura; Pipidae. The coding region runs from base 278 to 1684 and encodes 468 amino acids. The record is from RefSeq and is a predicted model, not a curated record.
UUUCUCUUCACUAGAUGAACAGAGAACCGAAGUGCAAGUUAUUGUGGGCCACAUGAACUUUUAUAAUAGCUGCCUCGUGUGCCAGUUAAAGUGAAGACGUCUCUGGAAAAAAGAAGUAAUGUAAGAAGGAAAGGCAAUUUAUUAAGCAGUAAAGGUACAUUGGAUUAUACCAUCAGAAACCCAGCUAAAUAUAUCGACGUAACAUUCAGAGCAAAUACUUUCAAGAAGUCUCUUGCUUUUAGCACAAUUGCACGGGCUCUAGAUGUGAAUCAAUCCCAUGAUGCAACAUGUGUCCCCUGCACCAGCUCUGACAAUGAUGGCCACCCAGAGUGUGCCCCCACCCCCUUACCAAGAAAGUCAGCAGAUGACAGCCACGGCGCAACAGACUGCCAAGCCCCAACCAGUGCACCUCCCAGCAGCCUCUGCAGCAGCAAACCCAGUCCCUGGUGCACCAAUUGACCCUCAGGCACAGCUAGAAGCUGACAAGCGGGCUGUCUACAGACAUCCGCUUUUCCCACUUUUGACACUACUGUUUGAGAAGUGCGAACAGGCCACCCAGGGCUCUGAGUGUAUAACAUCUGCCAGUUUUGAUGUGGAUAUUGAGAACUUUGUUCACCAACAGGAACAAGAACACAAACCAUUUUUCAGUGAGGACCCUGAACUCGACAACCUAAUGGUAAAGGCUAUCCAGGUUCUACGUAUCCACCUACUAGAGCUGGAGAAGGUCAACGAGUUGUGUAAGGACUUUUGCAACCGAUAUAUCACAUGCCUAAAAACCAAAAUGCACAGUGAUAAUUUGCUCAGGAAUGAUUUAGGUGGACCAUAUUCCCCAAACCAGCCCUCCAACAGCCUACAUACGCAGGACAUGUUACAGAACUCUCCAAACUCUAUGACUGGUCUAUCCAAUAACCCACAAGGGAUUGUUGUCCCUGCUUCAGCAUUGCAGCAAGGAAAUAUCUCUAUGACAACAGUCAACUCCUCUCAAGUUGUAUCAGGUGGGGCUCUUUAUCAGCCAGUUGCCAUGGUAACUUCCCAGGGUCAGGUAGUAACCCAAGCUAUCCCACAGGGAGCCAUACAGAUCCAGAAUGCACAGGUUAACCUGGAACUGACCUCCCUGCUUGACAGUGAAGAUAAAAAGUCUAAGAACAAGCGUGGAGUCCUGCCAAAGCAUGCUACUAACAUUAUGCGCUCUUGGCUUUUCCAACAUCUGAUGCACCCUUACCCAACAGAGGAUGAGAAGCGGCAAAUAGCAGCACAGACAAACCUGACACUGUUGCAAGUCAACAACUGGUUUAUCAAUGCAAGACGGCGCAUUCUCCAGCCAAUGUUAGAUGCCAGCAAUCCUGACCCUGCACCAAAAGCUAAGAAGAUUAAGUCCCAGCAUCGGCCAACUCAAAGAUUCUGGCCCAACUCUAUUGCAGCAGGUGUUCUGCAACAGCAAGGAGGGUUACCUGGCACUAAUCCUGAUGGUUCUGUCAAUAUGGAAAACCUGCAGUCACUCUCAUCUGACUCCCUCACGAUGCAGCAGGCCAUGAUGGCAGCUCAUGAUGACUCACUGGAUGGUACAGAGGAGGAAGAGGAUGAAGAAGAAAUGGAGGAGGAUGAACUGGAAGAUGACAGUGAGGAACUUCAGACGACAAAUGUUAGUGACCUUGGUUUGGAUCACAGUGACUCCCUGGAGUAAAACUUUGAUCAGGUGGAGAAAAAGGGUGGUUAAAGGCACACUUUGCAUUGAUCUAAAGCUCAAAUAGCCUUGGAAUAUCUUUAAAUAGCCCACUCCUACCUUCUAAUCAAUCAUGGAACAGACUCUCCAGUUAUCUGUUGCUCAAAUGUAACAGCCUGCACCUCUUUUUAAGUGGAAGACAACACAUCUGCCAGCACACAAGGUGGAAUAGAACCUGCCAAACUAGGACAAAGUCUAAUCCACUGUAAGAAGAACUGUUGAAUUCUUUCUUUUCCCUAACCCAGAGGAUUUGAAAAGCUGGAACUCCCUUGUAAAAUGCGAUCCUUGUAGACCAUUCUGGAAACAGAACAAAAAAAAUGCAAAUAUCCAUUACUUUCAUAGUUGCCUGCUUGUAUCAUUGUUUCAUGGCAGGGACUUUACAAUAUUAUGGACAAAGCAAUUGUGCAGUCUUUUUAUUUAAACAAAGGACACAUGUUUACAGAGCCACAUAUUGUGGUUACUUUGUUUUGUUUGUCUUUUAAAGAACUUAACGUGUUUUUAGGCAAAGCUUUUUCUGUAUUAUUACUGAAAGCUAUUUGAAUGUUAAAGUUUAUAUACUGUAUGUGUGUGCGUGUGUAUAUAUCUAUACACACAUACACACACACAUACAUGCACAGAAUAUAAAUACACAGCUGGAGAGUGCUGUAUGGAUAUUCUGAUAUUUGUACAACACGACGCUCCAUCCCUAUAUACUGUACAUGAAAUACACACACACACUACUUUCAGGAGGCUGGUACUAAAAUCAUUGACCAUUUUGAGAACUAAGUUUGUGUGUAAAAUUACAAAACUGCAUCCCUCGACCUUUCAAAUGAUGUAAUAUCAGACUCAUCUAUUUUGGCAAGUAUACGGUUUUAUGAAAUUUCCAUAUAAACAGAGUAUGAAAAUGAAGAAAGUACUUGAAUGUGUGCAUGUGUUAUCACGAAGAUAUCUUUGUUCUGGCUCCUAAUCAUUAUUCUGCAUUAACAGUGCACAUACUUUUAGCUUCUCUAUAUCUUUGAUAAGUUGUGGUUAUAAAUUUUAAUGUUUUAGGGUUAAGUGGGGUUGUUUGUCUAUGCAAUGUUUACUGGUCUUUAACUGACCCCAGAGUCAAAAUGCACACAUCAAACUCCCUCUCAAACAUGAAACCACUUAAGGCACAAAAUGUAAGCAAUGAUGGUGCUGGACACCAAACUUAAAAAGGCACAGCAUUAAUCUGGGUGUAGAUUAAAGAAUAACUAUAGAAAAUGCCCAGUCUUGCUGCAAAUCUUGAGGUUUAUGUAGCAGGGAGAAUAUAUUGGUUAUCCCAACUGGCUUCCACAUGUUUUGUGUAACAGAAUCCUGCUUCUGUGACUUUUCUGUAAUAGGGAUAUACAUUCUGUGAAUGACACUGAAUGUGUGUCUCAGCUUUGUUACAGGGUUCUUAUUGAGAAAUUGAAUGAAAUAAACCACAGUGGUUAGAUUCUACACUUCUAUCCAUGUAUUGUAAUAUUUCAGUUCAGCCAUUUAUGAAAAGACUGGGAGAAGAUGAAUUAAAUUGAAAUCAUGAAUAUCCUAAUCAUGAAUAUGACCAUGGAUUACAGAAUUGGCACACAAUGCCUGAUGUUUGUUCUGAGUAGAAACAUUGUUUGUUAGUUUUGCAGAAAUGUUUAAAUGCUGGGCUCAAAACUGCAUUGUUUCAUAUCAACAAGCCAUGGAGUGCUCAUAGCCAAUCAACACCUGUCUUCUGGUUGUGAUGGAACAAUGAUCAGACUCCCUUGCAUAAAUCCUGAAGUGGACAUAUAUUCCAUAUAUAUAAUAAUAAAAGAAUCUUUUGUUAAAUUA